AUGUCAUCGGCGCAUUUGUCAACUGGUCGAUUAAAUGUGGGUAUUAUACAAAAACAAGCUAGAAAACAACUACUUUGCUUACUCGAAAAAUGUGAUGGUACAAAGGUAAUUAUAUGGGAUCAGUCUCUUGCAGGACCAAUUGGUCUUGUUGCAAAGUAUAAUUUGCUUGAGGAACAUGAAGUAGUUAAAAUGUAUCCAUUAUGUGGUGGAAGUUUGACAAUACCAUCAAAUAUUGUUAAUAUAAUAUUUAUUACUAGGCCUCAAUUGGGCCUCAUGGAUUUAAUUGCUGAAAAUAUUCAUGGUGAGGUAGAGAAAAGGCCACGCAAAGAAUUUCAUCUCUUUUUUGUACCUCGAAAAAGUCUCCUGUGUCAAAAAAAACUUCAAAAUCGAGGUGUCUUUGGGAAUUUUACUCUAAUAGAAGAGUUUAAAUGUGACUUGUUUCCCUUCGAUAAUGAUCUUUUGUCCAUGGAACUUAGUGGAUCAUUUAAGGAAUUUCAUUUAGAGAAUGAUCCGACGUGCUUGUACCAAGUAGCACAAGCCAUUCAUGGUUUGCAAAGAUUAUAUGGAAAGAUCCCAAAAAUUACAGGAAGAGGAUCUGCGGCUAGUAAAGUUUGGGAAUUAUUAGAAAGAUUAAAUCGAGAAGAGGAAGAUAUUAAAACAACAUCUGUACAAACAACUACGAUAGAACAUUUAUUAUUACUGGAUCGAUCUAUAGAUUUACUUUCACCUUUAGUUACACAGUUAACAUAUGAAGGAUUAAUAGAUGAAAUUUUUGGCAUAAAAUGCAAUACUGUUCAGUUGCCAGCAAAAAGAUUUCAUGAUUCUCAUGAUUCUAAAGAUUCUCCAACAACUAUGUCUCUUAAUGAAAAAGAACAAAUCAUACUUAAUUCUGGAGAAGAACUGUUUGCAGAAAUAAGAGACAAAAACUUUAAUGGUGUAGGACCAGCUCUUAGUAAAAAAGCUAAAAUUAUUUCAUCACAAUUUGAUGAAAGACAUAGAGAUAAAAGUGUACAAGAGAUUAAGCAGUUUGUAGCUCGGUUGCCACACAUGUUAGCUACUAAGCAAUCAUUAGCAAAACACACAACAAUAGCAGAAAUGAUAAAGGAAGUAACAGAUUCAAGUAACUUUUUAGAAUCAUUACAAGUUGAACAAGAACUGUUAAACUGUAUUGAUACAGAUAAACCAAAUGCUUACAUAGAGGAUAUGAUAGCACAACAAGAAUCACUUCUUAAAGUUUUACGGCUUCUUUGUAUACAAUCUCUAACAAAUUCUGGACUUAAACCAAAGUUAUUGGAUUAUUAUAAAAGAGAAAUAAUACAAACAUAUGGAUAUCACCAUUUACCAACUAUAUUAAAUUUAGAAAAGGCUGGAUUAUUGAAACAGCAACAAUCUACUCGUCAAUAUGCAGUUUUACGAAAAGCAUUAAGACUUACAGUCGAAGAUGAAAAUGAAAUUGCACCAAAAGGUAUUAGUUAUGUUCAUUCCAUAUAUGCACCAUUAAGUGUACGGUUAGCAGAGCAACUUGUGCAACCAAAUGGUUGGCAGGGUUUAAAUGAUGUAAUGGGUUUACUACCAGGACCCACUAUUAGUAGUGUCCCAGUUAAUGUUCAAUCAUCCGGAAAAAGAAAUUCUGUCACUAGUGAAGAUUCUAAUUCUGAACGAUCAAAGCUGGUAAUGGUUUUUUUCAUUGGGGGAUGUACAUUUGCAGAAAUUUCUGCUCUUAGAUUUUUGUCUCAACAUGAGGAUUCAAAUGUAGAUUUCGUUAUCUGCACAACGAAGCUAAUAAAUGGAAACACAUUCUUAACGUCAUUAAUGGAAAAUUUAGAUAGUACAUAA
This is a messenger RNA of Dufourea novaeangliae, 1836 nucleotides long. RefSeq names its product vacuolar protein sorting-associated protein 33A (gene car). Gene Ontology annotation, biological process: intracellular protein transport; vesicle-mediated transport. The record is from RefSeq and is a predicted model, not a curated record. Gene Ontology annotation, cellular component: CORVET complex; lysosome. The transcript has 8 exons. The coding region runs from base 1 to 1836 and encodes 611 amino acids. Lineage: Eukaryota; Metazoa; Arthropoda; Insecta; Hymenoptera; Halictidae.